AUGCUGUUAAUGAAGUCAAAUGCUUGCGGAGGGAACUGGAACAAGUCAAGGGUGAUUGGGACCCACAAAGGCAGGCACUAUCUGCUGAGAUUGAGGAAGGGUCAAGAAGAAAGUGAGCAUUCAGAAAAUGAUCAGAAUCUUGAUGGAGGUGAGAGGGAGGCACAUGGAGCGAGAGAGGAGCAUUACAAGGCAGAUGAUGCUUCCAGUGCUGUGUCCCACAACAUGAGAACUAUUAGCACUGAAGCUGAUAAACUAGAAACGGAAAAUUCUAGUGAAAACAUAACAAGGGAUAUUUUGGAACAGGAGAGCAAAGCCAAUGCUACGGAGAAAACUGAUGGUGAUGAAAGCAAGUCUACAUCGAAGGUUGAUGAAGGUAAACACUCUGAAGGUAGUAGUUCUUCUAAUAAUGAUGAAAACAAAUCAGAAUUGGAGGUCGAUGAAGGUAAACACUCCGACAGUGAUAAUUCCUUGAAAAUGACAUACACUAAAGAAAACGAGCGCGAGACUGUAUCAGCCAACUCUGAGCAUAUCUUUCUUCCAAAUACAACUGACUCUGUUGAGCAGGCAAGAAUUAACUCUACAGGAGUGAGUAAAGAAACAGGCAACACGGAUGCAAAAGUGAACACAGAAAUGCCAGGUUCACUGCAGAAUGGGACUUCAGCACAAUAUACAACCGAAGAUGGUAUGGUCACUGAAGAGAAGUAUAAAGAGAGAGCCAAUGAGAUGACUUCAAAUGGGCAGCAGCCCGGUUCCAAUGCAAUUGAUGAAAGCAAAAUUGAAAUGGUAGAUUCGACCACAACAGAAUCCUCGAAUUCAUCGACUAAUACAGAGUCUGGCAUGUCAGAGAAUACCCCCAGGAUAAAUGCAACGGCUGAAGGGCACAGUUCUGAGUCUUACACAACUAAGGAGAAAACUGAUUCAACUCAGUAUGAGAAACAUGGUGGUGACGAUGAAUCCAGGGGAACAAAUGAAAGCUCAGACACACCUCUAAUGAGACUGUGGAUGGAGGUAACAUUGACCCCAUCGAUUCUUCCGACAAUUAGCUUUCCCAAGAAGAGAAAGAUGCUGCUGUGGAUCUGA
Molecule: messenger RNA, 1080 nt
Organism: Hibiscus syriacus
Lineage: Eukaryota; Viridiplantae; Streptophyta; Magnoliopsida; Malvales; Malvaceae
Product: dentin sialophosphoprotein-like
Exons: 2
Coding region: 1-1080 (359 amino acids)
Source: RefSeq, a predicted model, not a curated record